Mytilinidion resinicola is the source of this 2107-nucleotide messenger RNA. RefSeq lists its product as uncharacterized. NCBI's taxonomy places the organism in Eukaryota, Fungi, Ascomycota, Dothideomycetes, Mytilinidiales, Mytilinidiaceae. Gene Ontology annotation, cellular component: Swr1 complex; NuA4 histone acetyltransferase complex. Bases 1 to 1911 code for a protein of 636 amino acids. Gene Ontology annotation, molecular function: transcription corepressor activity. The record is from RefSeq and is a predicted model, not a curated record. Gene Ontology annotation, biological process: negative regulation of transcription by RNA polymerase II; chromatin remodeling; DNA repair. The transcript is spliced from 3 exons.
AUGACGACUCGGAGGGACAUCCAAGAUAUUAUAGGCCUACCUGGCGGCGGAGACACGCCCGCACCCAAGAAGCGCGCGAAGACUGCUGGACCAACGAAGAAGCUGCAUGGCGUGAACCGCGAAGUCGCAGCACUCUACGGCGAACGCCCUCCCCCGGUAGCCGUUUACGAAGAGAAGAAGACAUACCGAGCCAAGCGGGCGAACCUGGGGCCAGUGAGACCAUGGAUACAACAACCUUUCACGAACCCAGCCCGCAGCGACGGCCUCGUCCUCAAGCAUUGGAGGCGCAAACCCACGGCACGCCCAAAUAUUGAAAAUGGCGGGGACACUGCAAUGGAGGAUGUGGAUAACCAGUCACCACAGCUCGAGACGAACUACGAGUACGCGCGAUUCAAUGUCGAUGUGACGGUCCCCUCCUACACCGAUGAAGAGUACGAGACACACCUCCGGAGCAAUGAGUGGAGCCGUGAGGAGACAGACUACCUCCUCGAACUGGCUAAGGACUUCUACCUGCGAUGGCCCGUCAUCCAUGACCGCUACGAAUUCCAAUCCACAAAGGCUGAGCCCACCGACGACGCCGUGCCCGCGGGGGAAAACACGCUCGAGAAUCCAACUGAUGCUCUCUCUACUCUCCCUUACAACUCCAACUUGCCCCGCGAUCCUCGCUCCAUCGAAGAUCUCAAAGCGCGCUACUACUUUGUGUGGGAGACGACGCUGAAACUCCACCGACCGCCCGAAGCCAUGGAAUCCAGCGAAUUCGAGCUCCUCGAGGUGCUGCACAGCUACAACCCCGACUCAGAACACGUGCGCAAGAGGAUCGCGCUUGCCCUCAUGAGCCGCCCACUCGACGAAGUCAAGGAAGAAGAGUUCCUCCUCGCCGAACUCCAGCGCAUCAACAUCGCCGCCAACCGCCUCGACGCCGAGCGCGCCGAGCUCCGCGAACGCCUCGAAGCUCCCACGCCCCAGCGCGACCUCGGACCCGCAGGGCCCCUCGCAAAUUUCCAAUCCUCCCAAGCCCUCACCGCGCUCUUCCAAACCCUCUUCCAACAGGACCGCUCCAAGAAGCGCGCGUCGGGCAGCGGCCGCCUCAGCCUCUCCGCCGGCGACAUCAUCGGCACGCCCACGGCCGCCCAGCAAGCCGCCUACAACGCGGCCGCCGGCAACCGCAAAGCCAGCAUGGCGCACCCACCAGUCCCACAGCCACAGCUGCGCGCCCUUUCCGUGGCCGAAGAGCGCCGCUACGGCGUCAGCAACCACGACCGCCUCACGUCCGGCGUAUCCUUCGGCUCCGACAAGCUGGUCAAGAUGCGCCAGGCCAAGAGCGGCGUGCAGACGCAGAAGAUCGCGAACGUGCUCGCACAGCUCGGCUUCGGCGACAUCAUCGCCAUCCCGACGGCGCGUGUGGCCGCCGCGUUCGAGGGGCUGGUCGCCAAGGUCGGCAAGCUGCUCGACCUGCGUAAGGUGCGCGAGAAGGAGGAGAACGAGGUCAAGGUGCUCGAGGGCAUGCGGGCGAAGCGGUUGGGCGAGGAUCCCGCGGCUGCUGGAUCUGCGCCGCCGCAGCAUGGCCGCGAUAGCACAGAGACGCAGGAGCGCGAUAUGAAGCAGGAGGAGCGCGAUGAGAGCUUGAUGGGGCAGUCGGUGGCGGACUCGAAUGCCGGGGCCGAGACAGUGUAUGCGGAUGAUGGGGAAGGGGGGGAUGAUGCCGAGGGAGACGAGGACGAUGCGGAGGGCGAGGAGGACGCGGAUGGCGAGACGAAUGCGACGAGCACGAGGCAGGUUUCUGAGGCGAUGAGUACGAGGGCCGCGACGACGCCGGCGGCGUCGGUCAAGGCGGGGCAUAAGCGGAGUGCGAGUGUGCUUAGUGCGGGUAGUACUAGGAGUAGGGCGAGUACAAAGAGGGCGAGGAAGUGAGGAGUGGUGGAAAAGGGUGGUGGAAAGGGGCGUGGGCCUUUUGGUAUGACUUAUGGCAUCUGGGUAGGUUAAGGGUGGUGUUAGGGUUUGACUACUGCAUAGCGAUGGCGUUUUGGGCUUUGGGAUAGAUAGGCAGGCAUCUCAAAACAACUAGAGGACUGUUGUAGGUCCUUUUCUAUCAAUAUCAUGAGAUUGG